This is a messenger RNA of Physella acuta, 2639 nucleotides long. RefSeq lists its product as uncharacterized. Lineage: Eukaryota; Metazoa; Mollusca; Gastropoda; Physidae. The record is from RefSeq and is a predicted model, not a curated record.
AAGAUCUAGAUAUAUCUAUUUAGAUCUAGAUUCUACUAUCAAGAAAGCUCAUGAAGUAUAGAAUAUCGAUCUAGAUAGUAUAGAGCUGGAUGCUAAAAAAUUGUAACGUGAACAUUUAUGUUUUAAAUAUUUUAUAGGUAUUUGUUCCAAUCAAUGUUCUGUAAUCUGAGACCUGAGACUGAUCUCCUUAGUAAUCUGUAACCAGCAGCCAUUGACUGAUUGAGUUCAGAGCUGUACUUAGAAAAUGAAAGAAAUGAAAUCAUCAUUUCCUUCAUUGUUGAGUGAAUAUGUUGAUAUCAAGGUUGAAAGAAAAGAUCCAGUUAUUGAAACAAAAAAGCCAAAACAGCUUUCUCUUCAAAGAAGUUCAUUAUCUGGGGUUGCAAAUAAAAAUCCAAAACAUAAAGUCAUUGAGAAUGAGAGACUAGAGAAGAUUGCCGACAUCUGGGACCUCGCCAAGGCCGAGGUGGAGCACGACCAGCAGAAGGUCCUGAGGCAGAAGGUCCUUCUCCAGCGGGCACUCAUCGCAGCCCAGGACGCCAGGGCCCAGCAGCUCAGGGAGGAGGAGGGGGACGUCAAGUUCAAGAAACGCAAUGAAGACAAGAGAUUGAAGGAUGAAAGGCUGGCCUCUUUACAGACCCAAUUUAAAAAAUCAAUAGAUUCAGAACGCAAAUCAAAACAAAAUCAGACAAAUGUCCACCACACCCCUGACAAGGUUGAAAGUAAGCAGAGGGUUUCUGAGGAAAAAAACUCCUCUAUUGGGCCUGCAGCUUCAUCUAAAGCUACUCUAACUGUCAGGGAACACCGAGAGGAACAUGAGGGUCAAAUGGAGCAACUCAACCACACGUCUGCUCAUGGCAGCCAAUCAGCUCAAGGUCCCAGCCUCCACACCAACUCAAGGUCAGAAAGGAGAAAGUUAGCUAACUCUGUUUUCCAAAAUUUGCAAGGUCAUUUGGGUGCAGAGCACAUUUGGACACAACUGCGUUCAGAUUCCAUAAACAAACUCGAAAAAGCGGACCAGUUGUUCCCAAAAACAUUGAAGGAUGCUUUUAGUGCACAUGUCAGAGAAGGCAUCACAAAACACAAGAAACCAGUGUUCCGUAACUUUACAAUCAAUGAUGAUGUACCUGACUUAAAACUUCUUAUGGAUCAAUCCUUGCUGAGGAGUAUUAGAACAACACGUCACAAAACAGAGCUGAUGUUUCGCUCGUCGCAGACCAACAAAGACAGGACAAAGAUCUUGAUGUACAAUAGUACUUGGCCAGAUGUUGCAGAGGGAGAGAGCAUAUCUAAAUACCUUAUACCUAUAGAUGUUUCUACCUAUGAUGGUGCCCAAAGUGAGCAAUCUUACAAAAAAUGGAUUACAAGGGCAGCGAUGUUAGAUGCCCCUCAAGAUGAAAAAUGUGCUACUUUAGAAAGAUACUCAACUCCAGUCUUGGGCUCUGUGGACAAUAUGGCUGAUCAUCUUCACAAUGUGUGGAGUUCUGCAAACAGAAGGAAAGAGCCUAGGUACCAUUUUUUAACUGAAAAAGAAGCCACUGUUAAAGGAUCAUUUUUUAACAAGGGUAAAGAUAAUCAACACAUUGUCCGUCAAAAUCAAAUGCAGUUACCAAGCCUUCAACAAGACUCAUCAGAAAAAGUUUUUGAAGCACAGUUAUCUAGACAAGCAAGUAAGAGUCUGUCCAAAUGGGAACCUUUGAGCAUGAAUGCACUGAUUGAAUACAAAGAGCAGAUAUUGGCAGAUGGUUUUGGUGAGUUUCAACAUGGGCGCUCUAAGAUGUGGAACAUGGCUGCUGCAUCUUCUCAAUAGUUGAUUGUUCAUUACGUGUGAUUUGAUAUAUUGACAUGACUCAGUGAUGCUUUGUUUGCUGCUAAAUCUGACAAAAGUAAAUGUUGAAAAUAAGAAUAACUAUUUUUUAAAAUGUCAGUUUUAUCUAGCGUUAAAUAAACUAAAUGUUGCUGUACAUCACUACCAUCUUAGAUUCUUUGUAAGAUGGUUCCUUUACUGACUGGGAUAUGUAGGGAAUUUACUUAAGGGUAUUAUGUAUGUGUGGGGAUAACUAGUUUUGGGCUUUUCUAAAUCUGUAUGGAUUGCACAACAAGGCAAAAAUUAUUCAUCAUAACUGGCAGUGUGAAAACAUCUAUGCACAGUUAUGGGGCUCAGCAGCAAGCAUCGAGCUUGUUUUAAUAUUGAUUUUGUUACUUUUACAACUAAUUGUAAACUUAUAGCCUAGAUUGAGUAUCCUCAUUUCAGGCUAGAUUUACGUGAAGAGUAACACUCUAUCUUUAUUAUUUUGUUGGUUUUUUUUUUUUUUUUGUUUACGAGUAAGAAUAGACGAAGAGUUAACUUGCAAAUUCUUUAAUUUACUAAUGAAAUGCUUCAAGAUAGUGUUAUUAUAUAGAGUCUGAAUUGAUCUUGAAAGUGUUAUACAACAUGUAAUGUGUGUAUAUGACCUUGUUGGCAUAAUUUAAUUUAACAUUCCUGUAUCAGAUACUAAUUUAAAUUUCUUUUACAUUAGAACCUGCCCACACAUUCCUAUAGAUCCGUUGGUUGAUCAAAAUUGAGGUUUGAGAUGGUCCUCUGUCGACCAUUUUCCCUCUGAAUGAACUUUUGUUGACUUUAACCCUUUCCCCGGCAACAU